GCAGCAGCAGCUGCUGCUGCUGCUGCUGUUGCUGUUAGUGGCCUUACAAACCCAACAACGUUAGGAAGACAAAACAUCUCAAAAACCUUCUGCAACACGCGAGAGGCAUUAAUAAGGAAGGUUCUACCUCUGGUACCUUCAAAAUAAUACUAAAGAGUGUGUGCUCCAUAAUGGAACUGAUAAUAUAACAGAAGUGGAGAAACUCAACUUAGAUUUUCCACAGGAAGUUGUGCAGGCGAUCCAAGAGAUGAUCUUGCAGCUCAUCAAUGAUUCUUCCGAGUGAUGAUCCUUUUGAUGCCCCAGAUUUUAAUACAGUAGAGUACAUCAAUACACGGUUCCCAGCUGAGCAGUCUCUCCACCAUAUUGAUGAUGUACUGGAGGAGAUGAGGUUAAAAAUUGCUUCCACUGAUGACCAAAUUAGGACAGUUGUUAGGUCACUUACUAAUGUUGAUCAGGAUGGACGUGCAUCAUUACUCAAUGCUCAGGAAGCCAUAGCAGAGCUUUUCACUCGGUUUCAAGACAUCAAGGUAAGAGCAGGUGAAUCUGAACAGCGUGUGAAAGAGAUCACACGAGAUAUCAAGCAGCUUGACACAGCCAAGAGGAACCUUACUACUUCUAUUACCACGCUUAAACCACCUCCAGAUGUUGGUAGAGGGAGUUCAGAAAUUGCAAGCUCUGAAAGUUCGUCGAGGUAUGGAGAAAUUGCCACAUUUCUACAAGGGGUCAUGAAUGUUUUGGAACAUCUCAAGUGCUACAAAACAUAUUCCUCAAGUUGCAGCUUUGCUCACCGUUUUGUUAAACACAUGCUCAGUGGAAUUCAGAAUUCUAAAUCAAAACCAACUAGUAUACAGUUUUGUCAAACACAUUCAAUGGAAUUGCUCAGCUUUCAUGUGAAAUUUACUUUAGUACUGGUGUCAUCUGAUCUCUUUACAGAAAUAUAG
Messenger RNA from Cherax quadricarinatus, 941 nucleotides. The record is from RefSeq and is a predicted model, not a curated record. Lineage: Eukaryota; Metazoa; Arthropoda; Malacostraca; Decapoda; Parastacidae.